GCAUUGGAUUUGCAUGUGUGCACUUAAUUGUACUAAAAGAGAUACCAAGUCAGUCUGGGAUUUGGAUGUAACGUCUUGCUGCACGAAAACAGGGUUUAUAAAGACAAGAAACGCUGUCUCCUUUCAGAAGUGGGCGACACAUCAACUGAGGUGUUGAUGCCAUUGGUUACAAAAAGGAACGUCUUGGAAUGUCAUCUACAAUCGAGAGAAAGAGCUUGGAAGCUCCCGAGGAGCCGGUGGACGAGGUCCUGCAGAUGCCGCCCUCCCUGCUGACGUGCGGCGGAUGCCAGCAGAGCAUCGGCGACCGCUUCUUCCUGAAGGCCAUCGAGCAGUACUGGCACGAAGACUGCCUGAGCUGCGACCUGUGCGGCUGCCGGCUGGGGGAGGUCGGCCGCAGGCUCUACUACAAGCUGGGCAGGAAGCUGUGCCGCAGGGACUACCUCAGGCUCUUCGGUCAGGACGGCCUAUGCGCGUCAUGCGAGAAGCGGAUCCGGGCCUUCGAGAUGACCAUGCGCGUGCGGGACAAGGUGUACCAUCUGGAGUGCUUCAAGUGUGCCGCCUGCCAGAAACAUUUCUGCGUGGGUGACCGCUACCUGCUCAUCAACUCGGACAUUGUGUGCGAGCAGGACAUCUUUGAGUGGACCAAGCUCAACAACAUGGCUUAGGCCCUUGCUCCCUGUGUCUCUCUCACGUCUUCCUCACAGAGAGAGAGAGAGAUAUGAACACAGAGGUUAUACAGGGGCAGCUUGUUCUAGCCCCAG
Messenger RNA from Megalops cyprinoides (Indo-Pacific tarpon), 761 nucleotides. RefSeq names its product rhombotin-2. The transcript is spliced from 3 exons. NCBI's taxonomy places the organism in Eukaryota, Metazoa, Chordata, Actinopteri, Elopiformes, Megalopidae. The coding region runs from base 189 to 665 and encodes 158 amino acids. Gene Ontology annotation, cellular component: nucleus. Gene Ontology annotation, molecular function: transcription coactivator activity; DNA-binding transcription factor binding. The record is from RefSeq and is a predicted model, not a curated record. Gene Ontology annotation, biological process: positive regulation of transcription by RNA polymerase II.